Messenger RNA from Phoenix dactylifera (date palm), 1885 nucleotides. RefSeq names its product RHOMBOID-like protein 2. The record is from RefSeq and is a predicted model, not a curated record. Gene Ontology annotation, cellular component: membrane. Gene Ontology annotation, biological process: proteolysis. Lineage: Eukaryota; Viridiplantae; Streptophyta; Magnoliopsida; Arecales; Arecaceae. Gene Ontology annotation, molecular function: serine-type endopeptidase activity.
GCACUCGUUCCUUCCUCCUUAAUUAAUUCCAUAAUCCCUCCCCCUCCCUUCUCCAUUUCGUCUUCUUUCGUCGUAAACCCUCACGUUAUUUUACUAUUUGUUAAAAACAAAUUGUGGCGGAGGAGUAGAAGAGGUCUCCAAGGUCCGUUCUUUUUCUUGGCUUCCCCUGUUCUCCUCCAAUGGUGAAUAUCUGAUAGCGUCGAUCAAAAAUAGAAGGAAAGAAGGAGAAGAAUUUGGGGAGGGGGAGGGAAACGUCGUCGGAGAUCGAGAUCAUGGUGCCACAGGGGGAGGGGAACAGCACCAUCCAUCCACUGGAGGCGAAUACGAUCGCUCCGCCACCGCCGCGGGAGCAACCAGAGCUGCGGCCGUUCCGCCGUUGGGCGCCGUGGCUGGUGUCAGUGUUCGUCGUCGCGAACGUUGUCAUGUUUCUCGUCACGAUGUACGUCAACAAUUGCCCGAAGAAUUCGCCCAGGCCCUGCGUCGCUUCCUUCCUCGGGUGGUUCGCGUUCAAUUCCCUCAGGGAGAAUCCACUCUUCGGCCCUUCCUCAUCUACGCUAGAGAAGAUGGGUGCUCUAGUUGUGACUAAAGUGGUUAAAGAACACCAAGGAUGGCGCUUGAUCACUUGCAUUUGGCUGCAUGCCGGAGUCAUCCAUUUACUUGCCAACAUGUUGUGCUUGCUUUUAAUUGGAGUUCGACUUGAACAAGAAUUUGGGUUUGUGAGAAUUGGCUCGCUAUAUGUUAUGUCUGGGUUUGGUGGGAGCGUACUUUCUGCUCUCUUUAUCCAAUCAAGGAUCUCAGUCGGCGCCUCUGGUGCACUUUUUGGGUUACUUGGAGGCAUGCUUUCUGAGCUUAUAACCAAUUGGACAAUCUACACAAAUAAGUUUACAGCAUUGUUGACCCUCAUAUUCAUCAUUGCAAUUAACUUAGCUGUGGGACUCCUCCCGUUCGUGGACAACUUUGCUCAUAUUGGAGGAUUUAUUUCAGGGUUCCUUCUUGGAUUUGUGUUUCUUAUUCGCCCUCAAUUUGGGUGGAUUAGCCAAAAGAAUGUUCCUCCUGGAUAUCACACAGGAUCACUCAAACGCAAGCACAAGAUCUAUCAGUAUAUACUGUGGAUCAUUGCUGCCAUAUUUCUAAUUGUUGGGUUCAUUGUUGGCCUAAUUAUGCUGUUUCGAGGGGUCAAUGCAAAUGACCAUUGCUCCUGGUGCCAUUAUCUAAGUUGUGUCCCUACUUCAAAAUGGAGCUGCAAGUCAUCAGCCAUCUGCUUUUCAGCUCAAGAUGAAAAUGGUUUGAAUUUGACAUGCCAAAGUUAUGGAAGAAACCUAACCUAUUUCUUUCCUAGUUCAAGUGAAACUCGGAUAAACGAACUGUGCGACCAGCUUUGCAGUUGACAAGUCCAUUCUUUGUUUUUCGGGACCCUCAUUUAUUCUUUGUCUGUGAAGAGAUGCUUAUAAGCUUCUGUAGCCUGUCAGCAUUUUGUAAAAUAGCCAGAGAGGGUUCCUUGUAAAAGCCCCUAUCCACAUGGCUUGAAAUAACAGAUCAUAGAUAGCUCGAUCUCUUAUAGAAAAUCCCUGGGAGAAAGACAUGAUGUGCAGAUACAACAUGGCUCGUCAUCAAGUUAGAAGCAAAAGCCCAAAAUCCUUGAUAUCGAAAGAAUGGCCAACAGAAACAGAGAUGGUCAAUAGACACUAGACAGGUUGGUUCUCCUUUAUCCUAGUGGUAUACUUGUUCUGUCUGCUGAAAAACCUGCUGUAGAUGUAUUGAUUGCUCAAGCUCUAGCUUUUGACAUGUGGUUUUGCUUAGAUUUUGAGCUGUGCCUGAAAUCUUAAAAUCAAUCUGUACUCUUUUUUUCAUUUCUGCAUCAAGUGUUGAAACUAGCUUGUUUAAC